Vicia faba (fava bean) is the source of this 342-nucleotide messenger RNA. Lineage: Eukaryota; Viridiplantae; Streptophyta; Magnoliopsida; Fabales; Fabaceae. The record is from the annotation of a GenBank genome assembly.
AUGGUGUUCAAUACUCACGUUGUUGUUCGUGUCGCACGUUUUUCUGCUGAAGCAUGGCAACGCUUGUCGUGCAUUGAUGAACCUAUAGACAGUGAUCAGCUUUUGGAUCUUCUAUGUUGUUUUCCUCUUCAUCAAUUCGGUCGGGUGGCUCUUUGUUUAUGUUCCUUCUUUUGUCUCCCUCAACCCCAUUCUUUCUACUCUUCUUAUCUCAUAUCCGAUGAUUCUGAUGACUAUGAUUCUCGUUCUGCUGCUUCUUCUUCCUCUACCCUCCAUCUUGAACAUGACUACUAUUACCACUCUCAUUCUGAUUGUAUGUUUCUCUCUAUCUCUUUUUUUUUUUAA